Molecule: messenger RNA, 1118 nt
Organism: Cuscuta campestris
Lineage: Eukaryota; Viridiplantae; Streptophyta; Magnoliopsida; Solanales; Convolvulaceae
Source: the annotation of a GenBank genome assembly
AUGUAGUAUUUCUUCGGUCGAACUCCAAGCCCAUGGAUUUCCAAAACGCCCUUCCAGAAUCUUCUUUCCGUUCCGCUAGAAAUCAGCAUCUCUGCAUUGACGGAAUCUUCUCGAUCUAAGAAUCUCUCGGAACCGAACGCGGGGAUUUCUAUAUACAUCGGCGAAAUCAAGCGUUUCUUCUUUAUUUCGUCAAUCGUCGAUUCUUCUAGUUCUUCAAGAAAUCGCGAAAAUGGCUACUGAGAAGAUUGAGAUGGAGAAGCGUGAGGGGAAAUUGAAGCAUCUAGGGUUCGUGAAGGUUUUUACCUUCAAGGCUGUCUGUUUGGUGUCGAAUCUUUACGAGUACGCGAAGCAGAACUCGGGACCGCUGAAAUCGACCGUCGGUACGGUGGAAAACGCCGUGACGACGGUUGUGAGGCCUGUCUGCGAGAAAUUCAAGGACGUUCCCGAUGAUGUCCUCGUUUUUUUCGACAAGAAGGUGGAUGAAGUGACGGAGAUGUUUGAUGAACGUGCACCGUCCAUGGCCAAAAAGCUCUUUACCCAAGCACAAAUCGUCGUCGGAAAGGCAUCUCAAGUGGCUCAAGAUCUGAUCCAAGAAGCCCAAGUGUCGGGCCCACGAGCAGCCAUCACCCAUGUCGGCACACUGUCAAAACAGUUUGGAGUGAGUCAGCUGGCAGUGAUAUGGUACCACAUAAAUCUUUCCCCAGCCUUGCACGGUGUGGCAGAGGUUGCUGCUCCAACCGCUGCCCACUGGUCCGAGAAGUACAACAAGUUGGUGAAGGACAUGAAAGCAAAGGGCUAUGAGAUAUUCAGCUAUGUUCCGUUGGUACCCGUGGAAGACAUCUCCAAGGCGUACAAGCAGGUGGAGGCUGCCGCUGCGAAGAAGGACGAUGUUGCCCUUCCGGAAUCUUCAACAGAAUAGGGGAUGUUGUUUCCCAGGUUAAAAUCUUGUCGACAUAAAAGGGAAUAUAUGGUCUUUAUAUUUGAAUGACUGUGGGUGUUGUGAAACUAUAUAGGGGAGGUGUUGUGUAAAAUGACUUUGCCAUUCUCGGUUGCAUAUCUGAUGUUAACGUGUUUUUCUGAUUUAUUUCUCCCUAUCAAAAAAAAGGAUGGGCCUUAUU